Molecule: messenger RNA, 999 nt
Organism: Ilyonectria robusta
Lineage: Eukaryota; Fungi; Ascomycota; Sordariomycetes; Hypocreales; Nectriaceae
Exons: 2
Coding region: 1-999 (332 amino acids)
Source: RefSeq, a predicted model, not a curated record
AUGUUUCCGCUCUUCCCACGACUGCCAGCCGAACUUCAACUUAAAAUCUGGGAAGCAAGCUAUCCCAAACCUGGAAUUCACAUAUUCGACAUCUGCUUUCAGUCUAGGCAGCCUUUCACGGAGGCUCAUGACGUUCUGGCCAGCGAGACGCCCUACGACGCAUACACAGACCGGGUCUUUCUUGAUAGUGUUACUGUUACACCCGGACAUUGUCUUGGAGCUUCUGGAACAACAUUUAGGACGGAUCCCUCUACGUACAGGACAGCAAGAAUCUUGUCAGUAACCAGCGUUGACUCCGCCAAGGUUACUGGAGGCGGUCUCGACAGUGGAAGCCUAGGGGGUCCCAACAUCGUGUAUCUCCCAAGAAAGGGAAAACAUGUCUCCUACGACAACAGUACAGACGUUUUGUGCUUGCGCUUUAAUUCAAGUCAUCAAACGGAACAAGGCUUAACGAACAAUGUCCUCUCUCACGCCUCUCACACCGGUACUGGAAAUAAUAUUUCAAGGAUUCUCGAGGCUGAAUGGUGUGAAGGCAUGGCGACAGCUCUAUUCAAUGCUCGACGCCUAGCCAUCGACAUGACCGAGUUGUGGUCCCCGUCUGGACUCGAUCCCAUGUCACUAGCGUACCUCAGUUGUUGCAUCCAGAACAAUCUUGAGGUACUGUACCUGGUUGACUACUGCGUUGGGCGAUGCGGGAGGUGCUGGAAAGGAAAUCUAAGGCAAAAGGAUCUGGUGACGAGGAAGUGUAGCCUCGCGAAGGAACUAGACCCGGAAGAUCGAGAGAUGGAUGUUAUUUAUGGAUCAACUAUAACAUACCGACAAAUUUCGGAUUUGGAAAAACUAGGGUGGGAUUCUGACCACUCUAUAUUCGCACUUGCGAAUAUUAUAGGUGACACGAUUCGGGAGCAGCAGGGUCCUGAAGGACUGUUUAGGUCCGUCCGGGUCUUAAUUCACAUCGAACACGAGUUUGCAUCUCACAGGUUUAGCCGUUUUAAGUAA